Messenger RNA from Mirounga angustirostris (Northern elephant seal), 342 nucleotides. RefSeq lists its product as uncharacterized. Lineage: Eukaryota; Metazoa; Chordata; Mammalia; Carnivora; Phocidae. The coding region runs from base 1 to 342 and encodes 113 amino acids. The transcript has a single exon. The record is from RefSeq and is a predicted model, not a curated record.
AUGGUGAUGAUGAUGAAGAGGAGGAUGGAAGUGAUGAUGGUGGUGACGAUGGUGGUGGUGGUGAUGAUGAUUGAUGGAAAUGAUGAUGGUAGUGGUGGUGAGAAUGGUGGUGAUGGUGGUGGUUGUCAUAGUCAUGGUGGAGAUGACAAUGAUGGUGGUGGUGGUGGUGGUUGUCAUAGUCAUGGUGGAGAUGACAAUGAUGGUGGCGGUUGUCAUAGUCAUGGUGGAGAUGAUGGUCGUGGUGGUGAUGGUGGUGGUGGUGGCAGUGGUGAUGAUGAUGAGGAGGAGGAGGAUGGAAGUGAUGGUGGUGGUGACGAUGGUGGUGGUAGUGAUGAUGGUUGA